This is a messenger RNA of Paraphaeosphaeria sporulosa, 930 nucleotides long. RefSeq names its product alpha/beta-hydrolase. The transcript has a single exon. Lineage: Eukaryota; Fungi; Ascomycota; Dothideomycetes; Pleosporales; Didymosphaeriaceae. The record is from RefSeq and is a predicted model, not a curated record. The coding region runs from base 1 to 930 and encodes 309 amino acids.
AUGCCCGUCAAGGAGGAUGUCGAAUUCAAAACGCUUGACGGGCUCACUCUUCGCGGAUGGCUCUUCGCGGGCCCUCCGAAAGGCCCUGCCAUCAUCAUGACCCCGGGAUUCAACCUUACCAAGGAUAUGAUUAUUUUCGAAGCUGGGCAGUAUCUGAACCAGGCGGGUUUCACCGUCUUGGGCUAUGAUCCUAGGUGUAUUGGAACGAGCGACGGCAUGCCACGCAACGACACCCAACCUAUGAAGAACAUGGAGGACUACCACGAUGCCCUCACCUACCUCAAGGUGCAUAGGCGAGACCUGGUCGACCCUGAGCGAAUCGCAUUCUGGGGCUACUCCUUCAGCGGUGCGAUCGCCCUCUGUGCCGCUGCCCUUGACAAACGUGCCAAAGCCGUAAUAGCCUGCGCAGCCACCACGACUUGGGAGUUCUCGAAGUGGAAGCAAGUCCUGGCCAAGGCGAUGAAAGACCGCGAGUCGCAACUCGCUGGAAACCAGGGCAUGUAUCUCCCGCUGCUCACCGAGACUGGCGACCAACCCGCCGGGCUGGGCCAGGGCUACCAAGGCGAGGAUGUCCUCGGCAUCAUUCAGCGGCAUGCGUCUAUCGAGCCGAGCUUCAUCCCAAGAACGACUCUGCAGACGUACUACAACAUUGCGGCGUUCCGGCCCAUGGCGCUCAUGCAAUUUGUGGAUCCUACCCCCGCUUUGCUCAUGACAGGAGAAAAUGAUGAGAUUUCGCCACCGGAGCUGCAGAGAAAGUUGAUCUACGAUGCCAUCACGGGACCUAAGGAGUUUGUGACGAUCAAGGAUAGGAAACAUAUGGAUAUUUUGACGGGCAACGGGUCUUUGGAGGUUUUUGAGAAGCAGGCCGAGUUCUUGAAUCGUGUCAUGGUUCCGACGAAGGGCGCCAACGGUGUCAAGAAAAGGAGCUGA